Molecule: messenger RNA, 1965 nt
Organism: Penicillium canescens
Lineage: Eukaryota; Fungi; Ascomycota; Eurotiomycetes; Eurotiales; Aspergillaceae
Product: putative manganese ion homeostasis (Fr)
Exons: 2
Coding region: 1-1965 (654 amino acids)
Biological process (GO): GPI anchor biosynthetic process
Cellular component (GO): endoplasmic reticulum
Molecular function (GO): hydrolase activity
Source: RefSeq, a predicted model, not a curated record
AUGACAUACCCUUACCAACGCUCUGCGGGCGCCUCUCCCCUUCCCUCCUUCAACCAGAACUACACACCAAGUUCGCCAAGUAUAUCCAGUCGCGUGUGGCAGUUUGUUCCUCAAAUUGCAAAACAAUGGCUUUCGGAGGGAUCUCUUAGCCGUGGAAUCGGUAGACACCGAGGCAGUGAGGGGAUCAAGAUCACCGCAGUGCGAGCUCUGAAAUCCAUCUUGUCGAUACCUACUGCCGUCAUCUUACUGUGGAUUUACUCUAUAUGGUGGGGCGAACGAAGAGUAUUUGAGGAUCACAUCAACCGAUGCCUUUGGAAUAGUUGGGAAGAAUGGCCCCAAGAUGCAACACCGCACCACAUUGCCUUCAUCUCGGACCCCCAGCUCGUCGAUCCCCACACCUACCCUGGUCGGCCAUGGCCUCUGUCAACAUUGACUGUUAAAUACACAGACCAAUAUAUGCGCCGAUCAUUCUCCUUAAUCCAAGAUCACCUCGAGCCGGACUCGGUGCUGUUCCUUGGUGAUCUUUUCGACGGUGGCAGAGAGUGGGCUACCGGUACCACCACCAGCCCUGAAGCCCGGUAUAAGAAUAUCAAAGACAAUUUCUGGAAGAAGGAAUACCGCCGAUUCAUGAAGAUCUUCCUAGAUCCUUGGGAGAAAAGCAGUCCCGCACCGGUGGACGGACGAGGCCGCAAGUUGCUUGCGAGCUUACCUGGAAACCAUGAUCUCGGAUUCGGAAAUGGGAUCCAAGAGCCUGUUCGUGAUCGAUUCCAGACCUACUUCGGACACAGCAACCGAGUAGAUGUGAUUGGAAAUCAUACAUUCGUUUCGGUGGACACUGUCUCGCUGAGCGCAAUGGACCAGCCUGAUCCUUUGACAGGCAGCUCGCCGACAGCCGCAAGCGAUGAUACCUGGCCGGCUCGCCCGAUUUGGAAAGAUGCCGAUGAUUUCUUGGACAAGAUGGCUAUGCACAAAGCCAAGGCGGAGACAGAGGAACUUCGAAUGCUGCAAAACCAAAGCGAGGGCCAUCUGUUUGAUUACCGUGUGGUCGACGCUGUUGACCCGGCAAUGCACCACAAGCCCGAGCCGACGAGCCCUGGAUUCCCCACGAUCAUCCUUACACAUGUGCCUCUCUACCGCAAGCCUGCAACUCCUUGUGGGCCUCUACGCGAGCGCUAUCCGCCAGCUUCGGACGAGGAGCUGGAAGAGGAUGAGCCUAAUGCUUUGAAGAUUUCAGGUGGCUACCAGUACCAGAACGUUCUCACACAGACCGUGUCCAACGAAUUGGUGUCUAAGUCAGGACCCAAUGUAGUCCAGGUCUACUCCGGCGAUGACCACGACUACUGUGAAGUCUCACACCGGGAAUUCAAUGGUUCUCCGAACGAGAUCACUGUCAAAAGUAUCUCCUGGGCAAUGGGAGUCCGACACCCAGGCUUCGUGUUGACCAGUCUGUGGAACCCAAUUGACCCCAAGACGGGCAAGCCCAUCAAAGACGUAUCGCCCACCAUCCAAAACCACCUCUGCCUCCUCCCAGACCAACUGGGCAUCUUCAUUCACUACCUCACCAUUCUCGGUUUCAGCGUCACCAUCCUCUUCAUCCGUGCCCUCUACCGGGCAUUCUCCUCGCCGGAGCCAUCAUCAACCGGUGCACUCCUCCCACUCUCUGAACGCCGCCCACAGCAUCACUCCCAAACCUCCGGCGCAUCUAGUUCUACUUUGUCAGCGGGUGGCCUAGCCAGCCGCGGCGGAAUGACAGCGUCUCGCUAUCCUGGGACCAAGUCACCUGAUUCCUACCGGGGUAUUGACGAGGACAUCAUGUCCUCGAAAAACAAGACUUCAUGGCGGCCCGCGUCAGCCACUGGGCCCCGCUCUAGUGCCUCUCUGGUUGUGCAUGACCUGUACCACUCUACCAAGACUGUGGCGCAGGUAGUGUUGUUAGCGUAUUUCAUCCUGAUCUGGCGCUGGUAG